This is a messenger RNA of Racocetra persica, 858 nucleotides long. NCBI's taxonomy places the organism in Eukaryota, Fungi, Glomeromycota, Glomeromycetes, Diversisporales, Gigasporaceae. The record is from the annotation of a GenBank genome assembly.
GGCUGAGUGGAUUCCGAGGAAUUGAAAUCGUUAGGCAAUAUAUUCAAAGUUGUGUCAACAAGCAACAUUUUAUUAAUCAAGGGGUAGGAACUAAAGGCAGAAAAAAUGUAAUUUAUUAUGACAGCGGUUAUCAAAACGAUGACCGAGAAAGCAAGUCUUAUUCCUUUUCAGAAACCUUGCACGAUGAGGAAAAUGCCGAAUUGGCGGGUGAGGAAAUACGACGCCGAGACGUGUCAAUUCAGGCUAACGAUUUAAUUAACGCCUUGGGCAAACGAGAAGCGAUUCUUUUAAAUCGUCUUCUCUAUAAGGAGGAAAAAAAAGAAUUGCGAGAAAAUUUGAAAUUACGAGAUAAAUUUAAUUUAGAAACGCUGCAAAAAUACUCCUUAGAAAGUCCAAAAAUCCAUAAUUUGCCAGUAGCAAAAAAAUAUUUGUCGUUAUUCACUAAAAAUCAUAAGUUUAUCGAAAUAAGUAGGAUUAUUGAAAAAUCGGAAAAUACGGCUCGUCAAUUAAAAUUGAAAACCGUAAUCACGGCUGUGGUUAAUUUCAAUAUUGGUGUUAAUACAAAAAACGCCCUUUUCAGCCGUGAAAAAACCCUGAGUGAACAGGUUAUUAAAGCGAUAGAAAAGGAAGAAAGUGAAGAAAUUACAAAAGCGAGAGUGAGAGAAAUAAUAAAUAGCCAGGCCGAUGAAACCGAUAAGCGACAGAAAGAGACCAAGGAAAAUGCUAUCGGAGAGAUACAAGGAGAGGGUUCUUUGUCGAAAGAAAAGGUCAAAGAGAUAAUCGAAAAUGCCAGCGUUAGCGGUCGGAGAGUUUUCGAUUCUAGUCAAAAUAAUUUCGAAUUUUCAUUCAAUUUUUUUG